AUGUCCUCUCCGUCGUUCUACGCCCUCAUUGCUGGAGUCGGCUCCGGCAUUGGAAGGGCCACCGCCCUGCGAUUCGCGAGGACGUAUCCGGUCGUGCUCGUGGCUCGCAAUGCAGACAGUUACAGCAGCUUAGUAGAUGAGAUCAAAGCAUCCGGCGGAAAGGCUAUCGGUGUCGCCGCCGAUGUCUCGCGCCCUGAUGCUAUGCGCUCCGCAUUUGAAACUAUCCAAAAGGAAAUAAAAGGCAGCAAGCUGGCUGCGGCCAUUUAUAACGUCAACAGCGGCUUCGUGAUGAAACCUUUCCUGGAUAUCAAGCAAGAAGAGCUGGAACUCGGGCUGGACGGAACGGCGCGUGGCUUCUUCAACUUUGCCCAACAGACUACUCCGCUGCUUCUCCAGUCAGUCGGAGAAUCCAACCACCCGCCUACCCUCAUAGCAACCGGUGCUACGGCUUCGACCAAGGCAUCUGCUAAUUUCGCGUCCUUCGCUGCCGGGAAGUUCGCGCUGCGUGCAUUGAGCCAGUUGAUUGCUAAGGAAUUCAGCCCAGAGGGCAUUCACGUGGCACAUGUCAUCGUUGACGGAAUCGUUGACACCCCAUCCGCCAAGAAGCUGGGGUUGAACAAUGAUGUGGAGGAUGGGCGAAUCAGCACCGAAGCGAUUGCCGAAAGUUACUCGUACUUGCAUAGUCAAGGCCGCUCUGCUUUCACGCACGAGAUCGAUCUCCGACCUUACACAGAGAAAUUCUAA
Diaporthe citri is the source of this 744-nucleotide messenger RNA. RefSeq lists its product as uncharacterized. Bases 1 to 744 code for a protein of 247 amino acids. The record is from RefSeq and is a predicted model, not a curated record. NCBI's taxonomy places the organism in Eukaryota, Fungi, Ascomycota, Sordariomycetes, Diaporthales, Diaporthaceae. The transcript is spliced from 4 exons.